CCCUCCCACCCGGCGCGCAGGCGCAGUGGCGCGCUGGGCGGCCGGAGGCUCGCGCGCGCCGCGCUCCUCCCCCCCCCCCUAUAUAUAGGGCGCGCUCCCGCGGCGCCCCCUCAGUCCCCCCCGCGCCCCCGCCCCGCCGGGCCGCCGCCAUGGGGAGGAAGUCGAGCAAAGCCAGGGAGAAGAAGCAGAAGCGCCUGGAGGAGCGGGCCGCCAUGGCCGCCGUCUGCGCCAAGGUGGAGGCCGCCAACAAACUCCAGGACCCCCUCGAGGCCUUCCCGGCGUUCAAGACGUACGACCGCAACGGCCUGAACCUCUCCAUCGAGUGCAAGCGGGUGGCGGGGCUCGACCGCGCCACCGUCGACUGGGCCUUCGAGCUCACCAAGAGCAACAUGCAGGCGCUCUACGAGCGCAGCGAGUGGGGCUGGAAGGAGCGGGAGAAGCGGCAGGAGCUGACGGACGAGCGCGCCUGGUUCCUGGUGGCCCGCGACGCCGCCGCCCGCCCCGUCGCCUUCUCCCACUUCCGCUUCGACGUCGAGGCCGGCGACGAGGUCCUCUACUGCUACGAGGUGCAGCUGGAGAGCCGCGUGCGCCGGCGCGGCCUGGGCAAGUUCCUCCUGCAGAUCCUGCAGCUGGUGGCCAACAGCACGCGGAUGAAGAAGGUGAUGCUGACGGUGUUCAAGCACAACGCCGGCGCCUACCACUUCUUCCGCCAGGCGCUCCAGUUCGACGUGGACGCCUCCUCGCCCGGCGCCAACGGCUGCUGCGCCGACGGCUGCUCCUACGAGGUGCUCAGCCGCCGCACCCGCUUCGCCGACGGCCCCCCGCCCCCCCCCGCCGCCGCCGCCGCCGCUGCCGGCCCCCCCUGCGGCGCCUGCUGCCGCUGAGCCCCCCCGCCGCCCCCCCCCCGUCCUCCUCUGCGCACCGUGAGGCCCCCGCCGCCAUUUCGGGGGGCUCCGGGGGGGGGAAAUGGCCUCCAGCACCAUCCUGGGGGGCUCCGGGGGGGGG
Dromaius novaehollandiae (emu) is the source of this 1005-nucleotide messenger RNA. RefSeq names its product N-alpha-acetyltransferase 40, NatD catalytic subunit (gene NAA40). The coding region runs from base 150 to 884 and encodes 244 amino acids. The record is from RefSeq and is a predicted model, not a curated record. NCBI's taxonomy places the organism in Eukaryota, Metazoa, Chordata, Aves, Casuariiformes, Dromaiidae. The transcript is spliced from 8 exons. Gene Ontology annotation, molecular function: histone H4 acetyltransferase activity; protein N-terminal-serine acetyltransferase activity; histone H2A acetyltransferase activity. Gene Ontology annotation, cellular component: nucleus.